AUGGCAUCUUUAGAGGACCCUGAGAAAAGUGAGAUAAUGGUCAAGUCCUGGGAAAGACAGCAUAAACUAGAAGAUGCUGGUAUAGCAGGCAUAACUGGAAAAAAAGAAGAAAUCAAACCUGAAAAAAGUCCUGGAAAAAGCACACAGCACUCAAAACCAUGUGUGGACAGAAGACGUGUCAAUUACGCUAAGUUCAUUAACACGAAUGCAAGGACGUACAACGAGCCAGUUCCCUACAUUGACAGCAAAGGGCCGGCGAAGCAGAGAAAAUGGUGGUUCCACAGUGAAGCGAAAGAACCUGUCUCCCAGCCACCUUACGACACCAAGAGCACCCAGAGAAGUGAUUUUCAAACGCCAGCUUGCCCGCUGGUUUUGCCAGUCAAACACAGCCGGAUGCAAAAGCCUUCUUGUGGGAUAGUUCCGCUUACGUGCCUGAGUUCAUCAGAACAUGAAAACAAUUUCGUAGAAUAUAUCUCCUUUAUUCAUCAAUAUGAUUCCAGGAAAAGUCCCAAUGAGCCCAUCCGGGGAAAGAGACACGGAACCUUUGUGCAGAGAGAGAUAAAGCCACGGACUCUGCCGAUAGUUCCCAAGGGACCAGAGGUAUUACCGAACGCUCUAGGGUCAUGUUCAUCAGAACAGCCCCCAAAAACAGAAAAAGGAAACUCGUCAGGAGACAGCAUGACCUCACCAGGCCCACGCUGGCAGAAUUCCCAAGAACUGCUGCAGACUUAG
This is a messenger RNA of Chionomys nivalis (European snow vole), 732 nucleotides long. RefSeq names its product chromosome 6 C2orf73 homolog (gene Cimip6). The record is from RefSeq and is a predicted model, not a curated record. Lineage: Eukaryota; Metazoa; Chordata; Mammalia; Rodentia; Cricetidae. Bases 1 to 732 code for a protein of 243 amino acids. The transcript has 5 exons.